This is a messenger RNA of Paramuricea clavata, 3630 nucleotides long. Lineage: Eukaryota; Metazoa; Cnidaria; Anthozoa; Malacalcyonacea; Plexauridae. The record is from the annotation of a GenBank genome assembly.
CUUGCGGGCUAAAAUUUCAAGCGAAAAACUAUAUGCUAUUCUUUCUAUAAACUCGCUCUUAAAACGCAGUGAAUGUAUAUAGUUUUUCUUAAAUUUCCCAUCUAGAAAAAAGCCUUAAUAUUUACUUAAAUAUUUUUUGCUUAUUUGCAUGCGGGGGUUGUAAAUUUGCAGCUGUUGGGGGUAAUAUAUGGCAUUAAUAGGGUCGAGAUUGCUCGCUUGUCAAACACGCAACGUGCCGGUGGCUGUCAAAACAUGCGAAUACGAAAUUUUGCUUUUAAGAACUUUCAGCAAAUCCUGUGACCUCAUUUUGUAAUGGUUUAUAAUGGAGUCGACAAAAAAAUCCCCCACAAAAAGCGCUGAUUCACGAUAAUUAUUGAAACGAAACUUCGCUUUCGACUUCCGUGUACGUACUAAGAUUGCGUGUUCGGCAUUCCGAAUUCGCCGAAAAAGCUUGUAUCGCGCAAUCAACAUUGGCCAAUAGGAAGCCUGCGUUUGCAAUUGGAACAAAUAUUCGUUAAAAGAACGUGUUUUUCUCGGUAAUUAACGCCGAAAAACUCGGAAUCGUGGUCAUGCAAUCUUUGGGUAUAAAAGGCACAAAUGUAGUCGGUUGUGUUAUUAUAUCUUGAGACAAGUUGUCGGGUAACAGUUCACUGUUUGGAAAUUGAAUUUCAUUGAAGUUGGCUGAUUGUGUAUCUAUAUUAAACAAGGUAGGUUUAUUUAAAUCAUAUUAGAUGGAUGAAUCGUGAGUUUUUUAAAUGGAUUAUAUAGUGUAGCCUGGAUGUGGGGCAUACAGGAUGCGAUUUGGGCUGAGAUGCGUCGUCCUUUUAAUAAAAGAACAUCAUUAUGUGACCACAAAGCUGGCUAACCAGACCAAAUGGCCAGAAUAGCGCGGUUUAAUGCUGUUUUAUACGCAUAUUAAACAGAUCUUCAAAACGUUCGUCUGACAGAUUAUUAGCCAGUAGCUACUGAUAAUGCGAUCUAUUCUGGUCAUAGGUUUGGGAACAAUUAACAAAUUUAAUCACGUCUCAAAUUUCAAAGAUACUGUAAUGCUACACGCAAAUUAAUCGUAGUCUCUGACGUUUAUAGUUUACAAAACACAGCCCGAAUUAUCGGACGAACUAUGAUUCAUUUUCUCAGUGAAAUCAAGCAGAAAUUCAAUAAAUUUAGUGAACUAUAGUCUCGCGCUUUGGGAAUAUAUUCUACAUCGUGUAGUAUGAGACAUUCAUUGUGAUUUAUCUAUGUUUAAAAAUGUAUUUCAAAUGAGCCAUGGAUAUAUAUCGAGUAUCGUUUAGACGCUGAGCUGAGAUAGGAUUAAUAUUAUAUGAAGUGAAAUUAAUGUUUUCCAAACAAUGAAAGACUGAUUGAGUUCCUAUGUUGUACUCGUUGCGUUAGCAACGCACACAAAUUAAAAGCAAUUAUGUGCGAUUUGCAUAAUUCGCAUUAUAUGAAGAGGCGUUUACUACUCCCACAUAUAAUUAAUUUUGAUAAUACGAAUUCAAUCUGCCUUUUCAUUGGUCGAUACCCAUAAUAUACAGGACAGACUGACGGCUGACGCCAUUUCAAUGACGAAAUAUCUUCAUUCCUUUUAAGCCAAUAAUGCCGGCAGAUUUUACGUGAGUUAGUUACAUUUGAGUUACAAAUCAUGAUUCCAGCUAUGACUAAAUUUUGAUCUAGGCAAGAAGAACAAAAUCCAUCACCACAGCUAGAAAGAGCAUGUUAAAAUUAGUAAAAUUGCAAAAUUUGGCGGCGAAAUGUUAAAAUGCGGAGAGAAUAUAGCCCCACGAAAUUUGCAAAUUUUGUAUUAAUUUGUAUUUUGUAUUACGCACGGGAAAAUGUAGUAUUCUUCUUGCCUAGAUCAAAAUGUAGUCUAUAUAUAGCAAGAAUCAUGCAUCCAUUAAAGUAGCACUCGUGUAAACCCAAAAUAUUUCAUAUCUAUUUGUUGAGUAGUUUAUUUUCAAACUCGUUCUAAAAUUUUCACCUUCACUGAUUUUUUUAGAACUCACAAACAUGAAAAAGGGCUCCCGCGGUGCGAAGAGACAAGAUGUAUGGCUCAGAGUCGACCCAGACGCCCCUGAGAGAAUACUCAUUUCAACCCAUGAGAACGAAGCAGAAAAUGGCGUUCGCUAUCGUCGUAGGACCACUUCGUUCAAAGGACGCAGGCCCAACGAAAAACGUCGCGCUUCCUUGCCAGCUUUUUAUAAACUGAACAUCAAACCAAAAGCUACCAGAAAGAAUCUUAUUCAAAAAAUCGGUUCGCGUUUGGCGAGAAUCGGCGACGAACUGGUCCACCGAAACGGUAUUUCGCAUAAAGCGAGUAAAGAUGUUGUAAAGAGUUGCGAAAAUGAAUCGAAAACCGUGAAACAAUACGCGAGACAAUUGGCAGACAUUGGGGAUUAUUUGAACGCGGUGUAUUCGACAGAAAGUUCCCUCGUGUAUUCUGAAAACUAUCAUACAACCUUAGCCGAGAACUGUUUGGUCUUAACGUCGAUUUUGAUCGGGUUAAAAAACAAUAAUAUCGUCGUGGUCAAUGCCAGCGAUUUGAACACAUUGUCUUCCAUAUGUCGAGUGCACAGAGCUAAGUCCUUUUCUAGGGCUAGAAAAUAAAUUGAAUUUGUAGACUUUUUGAAAUAGCAAUAUAGAAUUAUAGUCGAAUAAUAUAUCAAACUUUAGUUAUAUAGUGAUUAUUUAUAUUAAUAUAUAUUGGCAAAACUACAUUGGUUGUCUAGAAUGUUUGUAUAUAUCAUAUUAGCGUAUGAAAAUAGUUAGAAUUGUUAUUAAAAUAUAUUACAUUGUAAAUAUUAUGAAUGAAUUUAUGAUGUGAAAAAUAAAGGUAGUGAUUUGUUAUUUGGUAUGGUUCAGCAUAUUCUGCGCAAUUCAGCGCAAAUCCCAUAAGCUCCAAAUGGCGUGUUCUCGGCGUAUAUAAAGAACUUACAAAGUUCGUACUGCUGUUAGCUAAGUUAAACAGUCCCUAUCAAAGUGUUUAACGGUAUAGUACCUACCAACAGUACCUAUAUAAGCUACACGUUUAAAACUCUCACAUCUUGUAGCAAGUCUGCCACAAGUUGUGUAAUUCGCACUGCUUGUCCCAAGUUGUCAACAAGUUUGGAACAAGCUGUUAACAACUUGUAACAAGCUUGAUGAUACUAUCAGACUUGUUCUGCAAGUUUGUUCCAACAAGUCCAAUACAGUCGUGAUAUAACAAUAUUGUUACAACCUUGUGUGAUCAACCUUGCAACAUUCUUAUAUCAUGACUGUAUCAGACUUGUUAGAACAACCUUGUAACAAGUCUGAUAUAAUGCCAUCAAGCUUGUUACAAUUUGUUAACAGCUUGUUCCAAACUUGUUACAACAACUGGGAACAAGCAGUGCGAACACAACUUGUCGACAGCUUGUGAACAGAUUUGUAACCAACUUGUUUACAGACUUCAGUAAUGAUCGAUACCUUUUAUCACUUUUUUUUAUAACAACGUUAAGAAUUCAAGCACUUUCAUUGGUCGAGAGCCAUGAUCUAUUCGAGGACAGGGAGGCUGUUCCAUUUACUGUUCGGAGUACUCCAGAUUUUCGAAACACUAAUUAAAUCGAACCAAUAAUAGUCACAUGACUGUUCCGACGGUCACAUGACUUUCCUGGC